GAUUUCUGCCUUUCUGGCACUCCUCGAAAACAGUCUCGGACAUAUUUUUUCGGGAAGAAAUAAUCAGACAGGAAUUAGGUGAUUCAGGAUUCCAUUUCCAUCCAUGGAUUCCAGCCAACUUAUCGACUCUCUCACUGCUCACGUAGCCUUGUAUCACUCAUCCGCUUCUUCAACAUCUUCAUCUCCUUCUAUCAACCCUAGAGCCUCAAUACUUCGCUGGUUUUCAUCUCUCAAUGUGCACCAGCGACAAUCAUCUCUCACAAUCGUCGACGCCAAGUUUACCCAAAUUCUCAUUCAAAUGCAGAAAAAGCUACAUAACCACGGCCAUGGUUUCUUCAUCAUCCUACCCGAUCUUCCCUCUCGCUAUCAUCCGUCCCUCCCCAGUCUCUGCUUUCGAAGAUCGAGAGGUCUCCUAGCUAGGGCCAGUUCUUCUAACGAGUCGGAACUGUCGAUCUUUAAUGCGGUGCAAAUGUUCAGUUCCAUAGAAGGAGAGGGAGUUGAAGGAUGUUCCUGUUCCGUUGGUGGCCUUGACUCAAUCACUGUUUCUGAAGAUUUUGUCGGGGAGUUGAAUCAUUUUGUUGCGGUGAUGGACGGCAUUUCCAAUGGGCAGUUUCUGAGAGGCGAAGGCAGCAUCUUGGGUUCUUCUUGGGAAGAAUUACCGUGGCUGAAGGCAAAAGGAUAUUACAGCAUGGAGGCAUUCGUGGCGAACAAGUUGGAACUCGCUUUAAGGUUGUCAUGGUUGAAUUGCAAUGCAGGAAAGAAGCGCGGACCAAAAUUGAAAGAGAAAGCCAAUAUUGCAGGUAUAGCGGCAAAUGUCUACUGGAGGAAGAAAGGAUGUUUAGACUGGUGGAUUGGGUUGGAUUCUUCCGUGAGGAAGAAGACUUUUCGGGUAGCUUUAGGCAAAGCGGCCAAAUAUCUGACAAAUGAGAUUGUGAAGGCGGCGAAUGACACAUUGGGGAAUGAAGUUUGUUUUUGUAGUACAAGAGCAGAGCAGUCAUUGAUGUACAGUACUAUCUCACAUCAAAGGACUGCCAGGAUGCUCUCAGUAGCUGAAGCAGAAAUUUGUUUGGUCCUUCCAUCUCCUACAUCUGGAAAAUAUGGUUCCUUAGCCAAUCUCUUCAAAGGACUUCUUGUGCUUCAGGAGAUUUCUAUGAUGGUAUCAUCAUGUCGGCAUGGUGGAUAUGAAAAAGAAAGGCUAUUUUUCAGUACACUGGGUUCUGUCCUCACCAUUUCAGACUGCAUACUAAGGAAAUUACGAGGACUGCUUAUGGUUGUUUCCAGUGAUUGCAUAAAACUUGAACUUCUAGGAGAGGGGAAAUUGAAGGCAUCCAUAAAUAAAUCUGAACAGAAGCUUGGUGCUGGUAGCCGGAGAGGGAAAGGAAAGAGCCGUAGUCUGAAAAGGAAAAAUCUUGUUCUGAAGUCAUCUGGAGCUAAUUUUGCAGUUGAGAAAUGUCCUGAGGAGCAUGAGUGCAGAUUGGCCCACCCAGACCAUUCCGAACUUGUUAAGGCUAAUGGGGAGAGUGGUGCACAUCUGGGGAAGGAUUCUCAUGAUGAGACCUCAUUACCAGGGGUUCAGAUGGAACAUGCCAAAAACAAGGUUCAAACUACUGGAAAGAAGCAUAAGAAAGAAAGCUCUAGAAGUAAGAGAUCUAACUUAAAUGAAACAAUUAAGCUUGAUUCUGAUGUAAGAACUCUACAAACUACCUCCCAGCCUGUUACUUUUCAACCUGAGGUUGCAAAAGAUAACAUGUUAUCCAAUACUUCAGCUGUUCAUAAUCUGCCAACUGAUAUUCCAAUGGGUGGCAACAACAUUAUACCAAAUUCAAGUUUUUGUAUAUCCACGAGUAAGCCUAAUAAAGAGGAUAGUGCUGAAGUGGCUCAAAACAGCCAAGAAGAGUCUGUUGUUGGUUCGACUGAAUGUAGUCCUCAUAUUGGUUUAGAGUGUUUGUUCUUCCCAAACACAACAGCUGGAACUAAUGCUACUUCUAGAGUGGAGACAGUACAUGCCACACCUGCCUUAGAGCUUGAUAAUAUCAUAAAAAACAAGGAGCACAUACGUGAAGGAUCUGGACAGGAGCCUGAUAAUGUUAUAACAAAUAAAGAACUCAAGCAUCAAAGUUCUGGACAGUUAAGUGCUACUGCUGCUGUUUCUCCAUUGUUAAAAGAAAGCAUCAACUUCAAUGAAGAAAGCACCCUCUUUCAGAAGCAAGAAAGUGGGAACUGUUAUUCUCAUUGCCCCACAAGUUCUUCUGGGUGCACAUCAUAUGAAUGGCCCAGUAUUGCACCUGUUCAUUUCCCAUCUGUCAACUCUCAGCAUCUCCCAGCUGCCACUGAUAGAUUGCAUCUGGAUGUUGGUUGCAACUGGCGUAAUCAGUUCCAUCAAUCCUAUUUGUCCACAAGGCAUCAGUCAAGAAAUUCAUUAGUUGAAGGUGGCUGCAGCCGGAUCAUGCCUCAAACUUCAUUGAGUUUAGAUUGGCCCCCAGUGGUACAAAGUAGCAGUAGGUUGACUCCUUCAGUGGCUUGUAACUAUGACUCUGGAUUUAUUCCAAGGAUGCAGUCUCCAUUUCGGCAGAGUUUCACACCUCAUGGCCUUCAACUUAAUGGAAUGAUGCCUGAGGAUGACAGGAAGCAUUCUGGGGAUGUUAUAGACUCAUGUGACUUAACAAAGGCAUCUGAGCUAGCAGAUGAUUGUGAUAGCCAUUGGGUAUCGGAAGAAGAAUUUGAGAUGCAUGCAUUUUCUGGAAGAGAUUAUAAUCAAUACUUUGGUGGUGGAGUGAUGUACUGGAAUACCUCGGAUCAUGCAGGCACAGGUUUCUCUCGUCCUCCUUCUUUAAGUUCUGAUGAUAGUUCAUGGGCUUGGCAUGAAGCGGAUUUAAAUAGAACCAUUGAUGAUAUGGUUGGCUUCUCUUCUUCAUAUAGCACAAAUGGUUUGACAUCUCCACCUGCAUCUCCAUUUUGUUCUCCUUUUGAUCCUUUAGGAUCUGGGCACCAGUCCCUUGGUUAUGUUAUGUCAGGAAAUGAUGUAACAAGCAAGGUUCUGCACUCUUCAUCAGUGACAGAUGGAGUGCCAGAAGAGAACACAACUGGAUCUUUGGCUAAUUCACCUGGUGGUGUUGUAGAAGGGCAGACUGGGGAUUCACUUGCAUAUCCCAUUUUGCGACCAAUUAUCAUUCCAAACAUGUCAAGGAAGGGUUCUGAGUUUAAGCUCAGUCGUGAUCAUAAAAGUCCAUGUAUUCCUCCUACCAAGCGAGAACAACCUCGGAUCAAACGACCACCAUCACCUGUAGUACUUUGUGUUCCACGAGCUCCACAUCCACCUCCACCUUCUCCUGUUGGUGAUUCCAGAAAACAGAGAGGUUUCCCAACUGUAAGGUCUGGUAGCUCUAGCCCUAGGCACUGGGGCAUGAGAAGUUGGUAUCACGAUGGAACUAACUGUGAAGAAGCUCGCCUCUGUGUGGAUGGUGCUGAGGUUAUUUGGCCUUCAUGGGGAAACAAAGGCCUUUCAGCUACAUCAAUGAUUCAACCUUUACCUGGAUCUCUGUUACAAGAUCGCCUAAUUGCAAUCUCUCAGUUAGCUCUUGAUCAGGAACAUCCAGAUGUAGCAUUUCCUGUGCAACCUCCUGAAUUACUGAAUUGUCCUGCUCGUAAGACAUUAGUUUCUUUGAUGCACAGUCUCCUUCACGAUGAAAUUGAUUCAUUCUGCAAUCAGGUUGCUGCCCAGAAUUUGGCUAGGAAGCCAUACAUUAAUUGGGCUGUUAAGAGGGUUGGACGGUCUCUCCAGGUCCUAUGGCCACGGUCCAGGACCAACAUCUUUGGUUCAUAUGCAACUGGGUUGUCCCUGCCAACCAGUGAUGUGGAUCUUGUGGUUUGUCUUCCUCCUGUGAGAAAUUUGGAACCUAUUAAAGAAGCUGGGAUCUUGGAAGGUCGAAAUGGGAUUAAGGAAACUUGCCUUCAGCAUGCAGCUAGAUACCUUGCCAAUCAGGAGUGGGUUAAGAAUGACUCCCUUAAGACUGUAGAAAAUACAGCUAUACCUAUUAUCAUGCUUGUAGCUGAAGUUCCUCUUGAUCUUAGUGCUACUACUGGAAAACUUUCAAAUGUGCAAACACCAAAUAUAGAAUCAACCCAAAUGACUGGCAAACUUGACUGUACCACUCAGUCUGAUAUAAUGGGUUUAAGCAACUCUUCUUGGCCAAAGUGCUCAUCGGUGGAAAAUGAUAAUGCCAUGGAUGUCAAGUCGGUUCGUCUGGAUAUCAGUUUUAAGUCACCAUCACACACGGGACUCCAAACUACAGAGCUGGUUAGAGGACUCACUGAGCAAUUUCCUGCAGCUACACCCCUUGCUUUGGUACUGAAACAGUUCUUGGCAGAUCGCAGCUUGGACCACUCCUACUCUGGUGGCUUAAGUUCAUAUUGUUUGGUGUUACUGAUCAUACGGUUUCUACAGCAUGAGCACCAUCUUGGCCGGUCUAUUAACCAAAACCUAGGAAGCCUAUUGAUGGACUUUCUCUACUUCUUUGGAAAUGUAUUUGAUCCACGUCAAAUGCGUAUCUCAAUUCAAGGAAGUGGAAUUUAUGUAAAUAGGGAAAGAGGACAUUGUAUUGACCCAAUUCACAUUGAUGAUCCACUUUUCCCAACAAAUAAUGUUGGGAGGAACUGUUUUCGCAUACAUCAGUGCAUCAAGGCUUUUGCAGAUGCUUAUUCUACUCUGGAGAAUGAGCUUACGUGCCUUCCUAGUGAUUCUGAUUCAAGGACUAGGCAGUCAUAUAAAUUACUUCCCAAAAUUAUUCCAAGUCUUGGUCUUUCAUAGGAACAUUCUGUUUUCCAAGGAGUUCAAAUAUGGUCAAAAUUCCACAGCAGUUUCCAAUAACUUUCAUCUCAAAAUCAGCAUGAAGUUUCGUCUGUGCAUUUGAAGGUGAUGUGGUGAAGAUUGAAGAAUAGCUGCUAUUCUUGGUUGUUGAUGUGGAAAGCUUCUAUGUUCCUGGGACCCCCAUUAGCAGUAAAUUACAAAUCUAAGGCGAUUUGAGACCUGCUUACUGAAAAUGUUUCAACACAAACUGGUGGGCUGGAAGAAAACUUAUCUAUCCAAAGUUGGUAAGCUGAUGCAAAUUAAAAGUGCCAUUUUCAAUCUCUCAAUCUACCUCUCUUCUCUUGUGGUAUUUGUAGCAGAUGCUUAAAAAAUGGAAGAUUUUUUUUUUGGAUGGUUCAAAUGACAAGGAGAAAUACCAUCUUGUUUCAAUUAUAUCUGACAGAAGAGGGGUAGGCCUGGAUCAUUUCGUUUGGUGAAUAGUGUCUAUGACAUUAUAGUGCAGAAAAAAUGCCUAUGGAUAAGUCUGAUCUUCUCUUGAUUGUGAUUUCCUCCUGCCCCCGCACUAUCAACACUUAUGGGGCAGGUGUUUGGGGAGGCAUAAUGCAUACAAGGGAUGAAUUUCUCAAUAAUAUUGCAUUAUAAACUGAGUAAAUGCGACCAAUUUAUUUCUGCAGUGAUUGUUGAGUUGGUGAAGGAUCCCUUAAUUUUGAAUUUCCACAUCUUUUUAACCUGACACAGGCCUAGUAAAGCAGUGCUAUGAAAUUGUGGGUCAUUUGAUUUGGAAUGUAAAUGAUUGGUAAAUGGAUUCACUGGCCGCUUUUCUGAAAGACUAGUUUACACAAUAAUCAAGUUGAGGCACAGGAUUUGAAAAGCUUACACAUGAUGGGAUGGAGGAUAGAAACAGUAUUUUUUUAAUACAAUCCUUCUAUGAGUCUGCAGGUCUAUCUCAAGUUGUGUUCCCAUUCAAAUGGAUAUGGUUAGCCCAUACCCCAACCUCAAGACAAAGUCCUUGGUAACAACCAUUUAAUACAGGUGGGGCCUUUGACUACAACUGCAUUAUGAUGAAUGGAGGAAACCGUUCAUGAAAUAUGUGUUGACUGCUUACACUGUGCAAAUGUAUUCGUGAAAUAUGUGUUGACUGCUUGCAGCUCUUCAAAUGAAAUUGGGUAAUCCUUAAGGAAUAAGGGCCUCCCCAUGCUAAUAUCACUAUGGAGAGAUUAUUGUAGAGAGGGCUUGGAUUCCACGUUUGAUAGAGGGAACUCUCUGGUGGAUGGAAAGAUUGAAAGAACUCUAGUAAGCUGGGUUUUAAUCCUCAAGGACUUUGAAAUACCUUUAUGAUCAGUUCUGAUGCAAAUGAGGGGGGGGGGGGGAUAUCAUCUUCAACUCAUCUUCUAAUGUAUAAAGGGGGUGUGCUUGUAUAUAUGCUAAACAUGGUUUUGGAUUCAUUAAUUAUACUUAUACAAUACAAUAUACUAUUUAUAAAAAAAUAUUCAAGGUAGCACAUGGAUUGAAGAUUGCUCCAGCAAGUUCUUUCCCGUGGUAAUAACUAUAUAUUGAUGGCAAGAGCAUGACUAUGUAAGUAUAUAUAUUCUUUUUUCUAUUGGAGUUGUGUGUUUUGUGCGAUCAUUUGCAACUUAAUAUCUUGGAGCAUUGUUUCUUUCUAUCCUUCGCUGUUUUACAAUGCAGCUUGACUCACUAAAUUUGCAUUAUGAUCCUGGCAACUAUUUCAUUUGACACUUGCUAUUUGGAUGCCCUGCAGUUACUGGAACCAAGCUGUUAGGUGGCACUAUGCUUUUAUGUGUUGCAAUCACAUCUUGCACCUUGCCUUCUUUAUUCAGCAGAUGCCAUGUCCUUGUCAAGACCAUCCUUGUAAAGUGCAUCACAUUCAAUGUUUGACUAUGUACAGAAGCUACAGAAGUUUAUGGUGAAUAAUCCUUGUAAAGUGCAUCACAAUCAAUGUUUGACUAUGUACAGAAGCUACAAAAGUUUAUGGUGAAUCAUGCAUGGUCAGCAUUUUUCUUUUCUACAUUUUGCUGUAUAUUGCAUUGCCUGUGUUUAAGCUGCAGGGUUCUUACUGUUCUUGUUACUGAGAAGGUACGGGAAACAGGGCCAAUCAAUCAGUUGUGAACUUGUGGGCGUGGAGUGGGUGCAAGGAAUGGGAAGCCAUUCCAUGAGUGGAACUCCCCCGUUUAACCAAGAUGCACAAGUGGAGGCAUCAGUAUCAUCAUCAUCCAUGCCUUAUCCCAACUAUAUGGGGUCCUGUUUUAUGCACAAGUGGAGGUCUCAUGAAACCCCUUGUAAUUUUCUGCAGCGUGACAGAAGCUGUGCAAGACAAGAACCAGAAAUUGGAUGGUUGACAUACUUGAUGCUGCAAACCAUCGCUUUGGCAAUGAAAUGAGGAAUAGACCACCAAUCUACAGUGGACUGCAGGAACAAGCUGUAUUGCAUUGGUAGAUUAAAAGCCAGUUUUACAAGCACAUUAAGGCUUUUGAUGCUUAAGUUAUUCAGGUAAUGUGGUCUGCAGUACAUCAAUUUUAAGCAUUAAUUCAUCCAAGAAGAAUAUGUUCUCGUUCACUGUUUUGACUGGAUGUGUUAGAUUAUGUAAUAUUGGGCCGUCCCAACCAAAUUGGAAAUGGUUGGAUGGUUAGGGUCAUCUAAUUUCGCUGAAUUUUAAUGUCAUCAGGAUUCAGGAUAUGGACAAAGAGGAGGAUAGAAUCGCAA
This is a messenger RNA of Nelumbo nucifera (sacred lotus), 7528 nucleotides long. It is a transcript of the gene MEE44, whose product is annotated as Nucleotidyltransferase family protein. Gene Ontology annotation, biological process: polyadenylation-dependent ncRNA catabolic process; RNA 3'-end processing. Lineage: Eukaryota; Viridiplantae; Streptophyta; Magnoliopsida; Proteales; Nelumbonaceae. Gene Ontology annotation, molecular function: poly(A) RNA polymerase activity; mRNA binding. Gene Ontology annotation, cellular component: nucleolus; TRAMP complex. The record is from RefSeq and is a predicted model, not a curated record.